AUGGCGCCUCGUGAUUUCUUGAUUAACACGCGGGGGAUGAGGUAUACGGGAGAGGCUCUAGCGGCGCUGAAAGGCAGCGGAGUUGACGAGAACCUUCGGGCUCAUGAUCAAGGCAAAGAUGAUGUAGAGUAUGGCUCUAAUGAGCUUCCGUCUACUUCACGGCCGUGGGGCAAGAGCACCGUCAAGUCUCGUCCACCGGCAGCUCCAGCAGGGCGGCACAUUGGGCAUUACGCAAUGACAACAAGCGUCGCUCAAUGGGUAAAGAAUGUCAUGGCCAGACACGAGCCAACUCAACGGACUUUGGACUUUGUGCAGUCGUUCUCAGCCGAUUUUCAUGACCUUGCUGAGAAGGAGAGAGAAUUAAGCACCGGGUUGCAUGACAUUGACGCAAUCGAAUUCACAUACCAGCAUACAUUGGAGGCCUGCGCUGCCAUGCUUCUGGCUGCCAAUGACACCGACCAGCCAAGUGACCUUAUACCCCAGUAUCAUGCAUCGCAGGCUGGCGGAGACGAUCAUUUCAAGCCAUGGGGCAGGCUGCUUACCGGUCUCGAAUGUGACCCGCCCAUUAUCGUCCAGUUUCCCUUUUACCUUUUAAUGUGCAAUUCAUUCACCCUCGAGCCACACGCUCAUAGAGAAGAUUAUGUAUACGCGACGUUGACAGGUGUUGACUGGGCAAGAGGGCAGGGAAAGUUCAAUAAACGCUUCGCUGCUUUCGAAGCCAUGGCUCGCGCCGCAGUCCCAACCCUUGAUGACGCCAAGGCAGGUCUGGAUCGUUGCUUCUGGCGCCUCAGUCUUGGCUAUCUGCGUGCAAUGAAUGAAUGUGAAAACUCGAUUCCUCUCAAAGCCCCCAGGAAGUCACACAUAGAUCACGGGCUCGACCCCGACAUGGCCAUCGCAGCCCGCGGUUUUGAUACCAUCGGCUCCGCCUACAUGUGUCGAGACGGCGCCGCGUUCCUCGACAACCAGGGAAUCGACUCGCUGGUUGGGUCUGCCGUCCCAAACGAUGUGAUGGACCUCCACAUCGACAUCUACACUGGCGAGACCCGCAACCUGCUUCGGCUGCUGUAUCCCUCUGAUGUCGGGAUUGAGCGGGCCAUCCAGACAAUGUCCACCGUUCUGUCCAGCAUGCUAUGUGAGACUAUCCGAGGUCAUCACCGAGCACGUAUGCACAACCGCGAGGAUGCCCGCAUCUCUUCGACGUCGCCUCCGUACAGCUUUGCACGGGCUCGACACAGGCGCAUCUUUGAAGUUCUCGAGUUGUACAUUACUAAAUACCCGCAGUUCUGGGAGUGGACUUGGAAACUCUUUCGCGCGGCCAAGGCACAAAUCACUGCUGCUGGACUUGCAGAGCCGCUCGUCAGCGGACUUAGACGAGCCGGCUCCGAGGACGAGCUGCCAGCAUCUCCUGGAAACAAUUUCCUCAACAACUACUACGACAUGGUAGAGGAUGGCUCUACCCAGCUGGCCAAGCAGAAGCCCCUUGGUGUGUCCGAGGAUGUCGCGCCCGUCGUACGUGCGAUCCAUAGCCUGUGGCAUGAGCAGCUGCUCGACGGCACCAAGAAGCCCGGGUGGGGUUUCGAGUUCGAUGCCAAAUCCGACGACCUGCUAGGGAAGGCAGGCGAGAUUCUGGAGACUAGAGGGGGCGUUUGUGACGACACUUAUAGGUUCACCAUUGCCUUUGGAAGAAUGAGCAUGGGCCUGCCCUAUAUAGCGUACCAUACUGUUGAUGCCAUCAUCAUGGCAUUUGGGGCUCUAUCCCCGUUGGAGGAGUAA
Clonostachys byssicola is the source of this 1773-nucleotide messenger RNA. The record is from the annotation of a GenBank genome assembly. Lineage: Eukaryota; Fungi; Ascomycota; Sordariomycetes; Hypocreales; Bionectriaceae.